CUUCUCUCGUCAGGCCACUCCCGGGAAGCGCACUGCUGCUCCGCCUCGCACACGGACGCACGGACGCUGUCCUCGCGCGCCUCGGCUGCUGUGCGCUCUUCUCCGUCCGCGCGCGUCUUCUCCUCUUUCUACUGUCCGGAUCUAGGGGGGGCGGGGGUGUCGAGGUGGAGGCAUGUAGCAGAGGAUCCACGGCGCAGAGCGAGCAGCAUGUAGCAGCACCUGGAGCUCCGCGAACAUCGCCCGCCUCCCUCCUCCUCCGGCUCCUCUGCCCUGCCGGAGCGCUCGUUGCUCCUCUCGGGCUGAAGCAUCGCCUGCACCGGGAUCUUUCCGAGGAUUUUUUUUCUGUAGGGGUGGGUGGGGGGUUUGUUUACUGCACGGGAGUGUGAGCGUGUUCCUCCCCGCCGCUCUGCACCUCUCGGUCGAUGGUCGUUGGGGAAGCUUCCAUCUUGAGUCCCGUGUCUACCGAGAGAACCAUGGCGAGCGACUCCCCGGCACGGAGUCUGGACGAGAUAGACCUGUCUGCACUACGGGACCCAGCUGGUAUCUUUGAGCUGGUCGAACUGGUUGGGAAUGGCACCUAUGGGCAGGUCUACAAGGGUCGCCAUGUCAAAACUGGCCAGCUCGCUGCCAUCAAGGUCAUGGAUGUCACAGGCGAUGAGGAGGAGGAGAUUAAAGCCGAGAUCAACAUGCUGAAGAAGUACAGCCACCACAGGAACAUAGCAACCUAUUAUGGAGCCUUCAUCAAGAAAAAUCCUCCAGGAGUGGACGACCAGCUCUGGCUGGUGAUGGAGUUCUGCGGGGCCGGCUCGGUGACAGAUCUGAUCAAAAACACCAAAGGGAACUCCCUGAAGGAGGAGUGGAUCGCCUACAUCUGCAGAGAGAUCCUCAGGGGUCUGACCCACCUCCACCAGCACAAGGUCAUCCACAGAGAUAUCAAAGGCCAGAACGUGCUGCUGACGGAGAACGCGGAGGUCAAACUCGUGGACUUUGGUGUGAGUGCUCAGCUGGACCGUACGGUGGGACGGAGGAACACGUUUAUUGGGACCCCGUACUGGAUGGCCCCGGAGGUCAUCGCCUGUGACGAGAAUCCUGAUGCCACGUAUGACUUCAAGAGUGAUCUGUGGUCGCUCGGUAUCACAGCCAUAGAGAUGGCAGAGGGAGCGCCACCUCUGUGUGACAUGCAUCCAAUGAGGGCGCUCUUCCUCAUCCCCAGAAAUCCUGCCCCGAGACUCAAAUCAAAGAAGUGGUCGAAGAAGUUCCAGUCGUUCAUAGAGAGCUGCCUGGUGAAGAGUCACAGCCAGAGGCCGAGCACCGAGCAGCUCCUCAAGCACCCCUUCAUCAGAGACCUCCCCAACGAGCGGCAGGUCCGCAUCCAGCUGAAGGACCACAUCGACCGCACCAAGAAGAGGAGGGGCGAGCGAGAUGAGACGGAGUACGAGUACAGUGGGAGUGAGGAAGAGGAUGAAGAGAGGGACAUAGGAGAGCCCAGCUCCAUCAUCAAUAUUCCGGGCGAGUCCACGCUGAGGCGAGACUUCCUGCGUCUGCAGCUGGCCAAUAAGGAGCGGUCGGAGCUGAUCCGGCGUCAGCAGCUGGAGCAGCAGCAGAACGAGGAGCACAAGCGCCAGCUACUGGCCGAGAGACAAAAACGUAUAGAAGAGCAGAAAGAGCAGCGGCGACGGCUGGAGGAGCAACAGCGUCGCGAGCGAGAGCUGAGGAAGCAACAGGAGCGAGAGCAGAGGAGGAGGUAUGAAGAGAUGGAGCAGCUCCGCCGCGAGGAGGAGAGGAGGCACGCCGAGAGAGAGCAGGAGUAUAUCCGUAGACAGCUGGAGGAGGAGCAGAGGCAGCUGGAGAUCCUGCAGCAGCAGCUCCUGCAGGAGCAGGCCCUACUGCUGGAGUACAAGAGGAAGCAGAUCGAGGAGCAGCGGCAGGCCGAGCGGCUGCAGAGGCAGCUGCAGCAGGAGCGGGCGUACCUGGUGUCGCUGCAGCAGCAGCAGGAGCCGGCGCGACCGCCGCAGGACAAGAAGCAGCUGUACCACUACAAGGAUCAGGCGCCCAGCAGCAACGACAAGCCCACCUGGGCCAAAGAGGUGAUGCAUCGAGCUCAGAGCAACUCCCCCCGCAUCGCCCCAAAGAACUAUAACUCCUUCACAGAGAAGCAAGACAUCAACUUUGAAGAGCUCCUCAAGCUCCCUGGGUACAAACCUCGGCCCCGUCCCCCCUCCUACCCUGUCCACGUCAGCCCCACCAGACAUCACAUUCACACACCUCGAAUCCGCAUCACCUGCGUCCCCGAGCCCGCCUACUCUGAGCCUGUGGGGUCCCGGAGGAGCCCUGACACGAGUCCCGACAGGAGCGCUGACUCCAGGGGCCGCAGCCCCAGCCGCUUGCAUAAAGUCUCCAACCGGAUCUCAGACCCAACCCUGCCGCCUCGCUCCGAGUCCUUCAGCAGCGGGGGCAUCCAGCAGGCCCGGACUCCGCCCAUGCACCGCUCCAUGGAGCCACAGAUGGCCCACCUGGUGCAGGUGAAGAGUCAUGGCUUGUCAGGCUCCCAGUCCCUGUACGACCCCCACGGCGUGUCCUCCUCCUCGGCGUUGCCCUCCCCCUCCCGGCCUCCCAUGCCCCGGCAGAACUCUGACCCCACCUCUGACACCCCUCCUCCCCCGCCCCUGUCCCGCCUGGCGCCCCCCCUCGACAAACUGGACCGCAGCUCCUGGCUGCGGCAGGACGACGACAUGCCCCCUAAGGUUCCUCAGAGGACGACCUCCAUCUCUCCGGCUUUGGUCAGGAAGAACUCUCCUGGAAACGGGCCAGGCCUCGGCCCGCGGGCCGGCGCUCACCUCAUACGGGCCAGCAACCCUGACCUGCGGAGGCCCGACAUGUACUUGGACACUCCCCUGAAGAGAACAAGCAGCGGCAGCUCCUCCAGCUCCAGCACCCCCAGCUCUCAGGGAGGCUCCAACGAGCGCGGUAAUUCAGCCUCUAAGACUGAAGGCCACGACGCCAAAGACGACAACAGAGAGAUAACCCGACCCAGCAGGCCUGCAAGCUAUAAGAAAGCUGUAGACGAGGAUCUGACGGCUCUGGCCAAAGAGCUUAGAGAGCUGCGGCAGGGCGAGGAAACCAGCCGCCCGCCGGUCAAAGUGACUGACUACUCGUCGUCCAGUGAGGAGUCCCACAGCAGCGAGGAUGAGGAGGGAGAGGGCGGGGCUAACGAUGGAUCUGUGGCCGUCAGUGAUAUCCCACGCAUCAUGCCCGCUGCGAGUCAGAGCACCAACGAGUCCUUCGGCACAGCGGGAGAGCACAACGACACCAACGAGGACACGUAUGCAAACAGCUCCCAGGACAGCACCCUGGUGAUGCGUGAGAAACACAGGGAACGGAGGCGGAGCUCAACCGCCAGCAACGGUUUCCCCGGCAAACUGUUCUAUGGCAGCGCCAAUCUCCCCGAUUUGGUGCAGCAAAGCACCUCCCCCCUGGUCUCUCCAGGGGAUGCCUCUGGGGUCCAAUUUGGCAUGGGAGGCAGCGGAGGCUCCAAGUCCUCCUUCACGCCAUUUGUUGAUCCGAGGGUGUACGGGACCUCCCCGACCGACGAAGAUGAUAAAACCUCAGCCUCAGCGCUGUUUGCUGAUGAGUUGCUGAAGCAGGAGCAGGCGAGGCUCAAUGAGGCCCGCAAGAUCUCCGUGGUCAACGUCAACCCCACUAACAUCAGGCCGCACAGCGACACGCCCGAGAUCCGUAAAUACAAGAAACGCUUCAACUCGGAGAUCCUCUGUGCGGCUCUCUGGGGAGUGAACCUGCUGGUGGGAACGGAGAACGGCCUGAUGCUGCUGGAUCGAAGCGGUCAAGGCAAAGUUUACAACCUGAUCAAUCGAAGGCGCUUCCAACAGAUGGACGUCCUGGAGGGACUCAACGUCCUGGUCACCAUCUCAGGGAAGAAGAACAAGCUGCGGGUUUACUACCUGUCCUGGCUGAGGAACAGGAUAUUACACAAUGACCCUGAAGUGGAGAAGAAACAGGGUUGGAUUACAGUCGGGGACCUGGAGGGCUGCGUGCAUUACAAAGUCGUGAAGUACGAGAGGAUUAAAUUCUUGGUGAUUGCUCUGAAGAACUCAGUUGAGAUCUAUGCCUGGGCACCUAAACCUUACCACAAGUUUAUGGCUUUCAAGUCUUUCACUGACCUGCAGCAUCGCCCCCAGCUGGUGGACCUGACUGUAGAGGAAGGGCAGAGGUUAAAGGUCAUCUACGGCUCUAGUGUUGGCUUCCAUGUAAUUGAUGUGGAUUCUGGAAAUCCCUACGACAUCUACAUCCCCUCACAUAUUCAGGGUCAGGUGACCCCGCACGCCAUCGUGGUUCUGCCCAAGACGGACGGCAUGGAGAUGCUGCUGUGCUACGAGGACGAGGGCGUCUACGUCAACACCUACGGACGCAUCACCAAAGACGUGGUGCUGCAGUGGGGCGAGAUGCCCACCUCCGUCGCCUACAUCCACUCCAAUCAGAUCAUGGGCUGGGGAGAGAAGGCCAUUGAGAUCCGGUCCGUGGAGACGGGACACCUCGACGGAGUUUUCAUGCACAAGCGAGCUCAGCGACUGAAGUUCCUGACGGAGAGGAACGACAAGGUCUUCUUCGCCUCGGUGCGUUCUGGAGGCAGCAGUCAAGUCUUCUUCAUGACCCUCAACAGAAGCUCCAUGAUGAACUGGUAACCCUUCCACCUCUUGGACCCGCAACCCUUGUUUUCUUCACCCCGAACAUUGGCCACUGAGGGAUGGAGGGAUGACAGGAGGACGGUGUAUGUGUGUGUAAAUGUGUGCGCGUGCGUGUGUUUGUGGAUAAACGGACAAUUGAGCAUCAGGAGAAAACUGCAGGAGUGUGCCCACCCCACACACACCCCCCCUCCAGCUGCAGGGGGCACUACAGGGCCCCCGCGGACGGUGCCACUGCCUGCUGAGCAAAGGCGACUCCUCGUGCUGUCGGCGGACGACGCCUCCUCCUCCCCUGCAGGCCAACGGCUGCUGUGGACAUGCCGAGUAGCCUUCGACCUCCCCGUUCGAUUGAGUGAGGAGCUGCAGAGUGUAGCACAUCAGUGACUUUACAUCACAGCAGUGUUCACACUGCGGGCACAGCGGCAGGUGGUUUGGCGUGUCACAGUGAAAGCUGGUACUGCUUCUUAUACUGUGAUUAAAUUAGGUUAGAAGCAUGAGCGUCCACACUAAGCCUGCUGGAUCUGACAGUUUUGUGGAUUUGAGCGCCACCAAAUGAACGUUGACGAUCGUGAGGAUGUUUUGUCACCUGCACACAACGUGGUUUCUGGCUGCCUUUAAGUUUCUGCUGAGACAAACUAGUCCCUCGAAAUAAUCGCCUUCCUUUGUCUCGAUGCACAUUUGACUCAGUAAGAAGUGAGAGGGGUGCGCACAGAUGGCUUUAUUUAAGGUAGUGUUAAAAGAAUAGAGAUCAUGGCAAAGACUUAUUUAUAGCCAAAAGCGACUCGCUUUGCAGAAUCUUUCAAAUAAAGAAUUUCAGGCUUUAGAAGAAGUUAAAAAAUCCUCAGAGAGAAAUUGUUUUGUUAGUUUCUCAAAAGCAGAGGAAGAGAUGUGAAUGACGCAGUGGAAAGAGAGUUAGUGUGACCUUAACCUCCCAGGACCUGGCGUCCACAGAUGUGGCUUAUUUAGACCAAAAUACUCAAUUUUGCUCUACAAGGGCCUGAUAUCCACUU
This is a messenger RNA of Maylandia zebra (zebra mbuna), 5710 nucleotides long. RefSeq names its product TRAF2 and NCK interacting kinase b (gene tnikb). NCBI's taxonomy places the organism in Eukaryota, Metazoa, Chordata, Actinopteri, Cichliformes, Cichlidae. The record is from RefSeq and is a predicted model, not a curated record. Gene Ontology annotation, molecular function: ATP binding; protein kinase activity. Gene Ontology annotation, cellular component: cytosol. Gene Ontology annotation, biological process: protein phosphorylation.